CAUAAUCUCAUAACAAAACAUAAAGUGUUAGUGUUACAUAGAAUUAGAAAAACAAAAAACUUGUAGUUUUUCACAAUAUACCAAAUUAAAAAAUAUAAUCAUGUCGGAGGAGAAACACCACCACAGCCUCUUUAACCACCACAAGGAUGGUGAUGAAAACAAGCCCGUAGACUAUGAGAAAGAAGAAAAGUCGCACAAGCACAAAGAACACUUGGGUGAGCUUGGUACGGUCGCGGCUGGUGCUUUUGCUCUUCAUGAGAAGCACAAGGCAAAGAAAGAUCCAGAGCAUGCACACAAGCACAAACUAGAGGAAGAAAUCGCUGCUGCCGCGGCUGUAGGGACCGGUGGCUAUGCCUUCCAUGAGCAUCAUGAGAAGAAGGAAGCCAAGGAAGAGAGGAAAGAACAUGAUGGAAAGCACCACCUCUUCUAAGGCCGUUACUAUACCGUAUUUUUCUAUACGAUGCUCUACUUGCUUUUCCUACGUUACGGCUUGAGAGUUCAUGUGUACGUACUUGAUUGUGUAAUUAAUAUGUAUGGAAAAUAAGUGAUCAUCUCCUCAGUGUGUGCUGUUUGUGUACAUAUAUGUAAUUAGUUUUAUUUGGGAUUGCAUCAUAUUGUUACUACUUUUAUCAAAAAAGAAAAUAUGGUGUUGUUUGCUUAAGGAUUGAUGUUUUUUUUAAUACAAAAUACACUAUAUGGAUUGGUUAUUAUUAGAGUGUUAACUGAUAA
Chenopodium quinoa (quinoa) is the source of this 729-nucleotide messenger RNA. Its product is annotated as abscisic stress-ripening protein 1-like. The coding region runs from base 101 to 430 and encodes 109 amino acids. The record is from RefSeq and is a predicted model, not a curated record. The transcript has 2 exons. Lineage: Eukaryota; Viridiplantae; Streptophyta; Magnoliopsida; Caryophyllales; Amaranthaceae.